GGGGGGGGAAGAGAAAGGAAUCCUUUAUGUGCCUCUGAUUCAAUGAGAUCAGCCAGUACUGCGCGGAGUCAUGCAUUGGACACCACUAUAGUUUAAAAGCCUGGUUUUGAUUUUUUUUAAAGAGUUUUCAGGAAGUCUGGGGGAGGGGCAAUGCAGUUUUUUUGUUAAACUGGGCCCCUUUGUCGAGAUGGAACAAGAGGAAAGAUCUAUCUGCUUGUGGUGCAUACACACAUCAGUCAUUCUCAGGGAAACUUCCCAUCGCCUGUAAAAGGCACUGGGCCACCGCAGUACUUGGAGAGGGGGUGGGGGGCCAGCUGAGAAUGGAGCUGCUAGUGCUGCUCAAUGCCCUGGUUACACGGCUGCUCUUUGUUCUACACUCUCUGAUCGGGGUUUGGAGGGUGACUGAAGUGAAGAAGGAACCCAAAUACUGGCUGCUGGCAUUGCUCAACCUCCUCCUGUGCCUGGAAACUGGGCUCACCCUCAAGUUUAAGCAAGGCAAAGGCUACAAAUGGUUUUCUCCAGCAAUAUUUUUAUAUCUGAUUAGCACAGUACCAUCAUUAUGGCUACUAGAAACUCAUCGUGAAACUCAGUUUUCCAGUGAUGAAACUGAACAAACAUGGGGAAAUAUCAACAACAGAGAAGACUUCAAUCAAUUAACAGAGAGCACUCCCAAAAAUGAGGGAACAAAUCAUCACAUAAUUGAGUUGGCUAGAGAUUUGGUCUCCCAGCUCUCCACAGUGGGUGAGACUGCAUGGACACUAGGACUCCACCAGACUUUUCUGCUGCUACUAAUAAUAGGGAGAUGGCUUCUUCCCAUUGGUGGUGAAAUCACUCGUGAUCAGUUGUCACAGCUGCUACUUAUGUUUGUGGGAACUGCAGCAGACAUACUUGAAUUCACUAGCGAGACUUUGGAAGUAGAAAAUGUAAGGCAUAACCAUGCUCUUGUUUAUGCAAUUCUUUGUGUAUGGACUUGGAGUAUGUUGCAGUUUCCACUUGAUCUGGCAGGUUAGUAUCAGCAAAACACCUUUUUCAGAGAUGAGCAUGUCUCAGGGCUGUGCACACUUACAGCACUCUGUGAAUGAAAAUAAAUACCCCCGCCAAAGACUAUGCUGAGGGCUUUUGGACAGCAAUUCACAUCACAGAGACAAUGAUGCGUUAUUCGAAGGAAGCUCAGCGUCAGCAUAGCAAAAUAAGCAUGCUUUCUUUUGAAGGAAGACUUAUUUCAAGCUGAACUGUGAUCUCUUUAAUAUACACUGUUUGUUUCCAGGCAAACUGGAAUUACUGCUGACAUGUGUCAAAUAGGACCACCUGCUGUGAUUGGGUCAUUAUAAUGGAAAAAUUGACAGAACCUUAACUAUAAACCCUGGGGCUAGAGCCACUCUUGGAACUAGGCCGGCUCCCACUGGGAUAAACGAUAGCAAAGAGCCCCUGAGUUGGGAUGUCUCUCCUUAACAUGAGGCCAGCCUAGCCCAUAAAGUGGAUAUGGCUGGCUGAAAAAAGGGUGUGGCCAGAUACUCCCCCACUCAGUAGCUUUGGUCCAUAGAGCUUCUCUGGAGACCAUAAAAGUAUUAAACUGCUCAUCCUUGGCUUCAAGUAUCAGAGGGGUAGCCGUGUUAGUCUG
Molecule: messenger RNA, 1621 nt
Organism: Trachemys scripta elegans
Lineage: Eukaryota; Metazoa; Chordata; Testudines; Emydidae
Gene: TMEM26
Product: transmembrane protein 26
Exons: 5
Coding region: 321-1010 (229 amino acids)
Source: RefSeq, a predicted model, not a curated record